This is a messenger RNA of Metarhizium acridum CQMa 102, 2166 nucleotides long. RefSeq names its product minichromosome maintenance protein 5. Gene Ontology annotation, cellular component: MCM complex; nucleus. Lineage: Eukaryota; Fungi; Ascomycota; Sordariomycetes; Hypocreales; Clavicipitaceae. Gene Ontology annotation, biological process: DNA replication initiation; double-strand break repair via break-induced replication; DNA replication. The record is from RefSeq and is a predicted model, not a curated record. Gene Ontology annotation, molecular function: 3'-5' DNA helicase activity; ATP binding; DNA replication origin binding.
AUGGAUCGCCGGUCUGUUUAUUCAGCGCAUGUCUUCGAGCCCAGCUACGCUGAGAAUGGGGACACCCGGCUGCAGCUCCUGCAACAACUCGAGACCUUUAUUCUUGACUUUCGCCUCGACAAUAACUUUGUCUAUCGUGAUCAGCUACGAGAGAAUGCGCUUCUCAAGCAGUACUACUGUGACGUCAAAGUCAACGACCUCAUCAACUUCAACGAAGAGCUCGCUCACAAGCUCGCUUCCGAGCCUGCGGAAGUCAUCCCUCUUUUUGAGGCGGCCCUUAAAAAGUGUACACACCGAAUCGUCUUCCCGCACGAGAAGGAGGUCAAUCUCCCCGAUCACCAGCUUCUGCUCCACUCCGAUGCCGAAGAUGUGUCAAUCCGUAACCUGGACUCCAUGACGAUCGCCAGGCUUGUUCGCGUCCCCGGUAUCGUCAUUGGUGCUUCCGUCAUGUCAUCCAAAGCCACGGAGCUGCACAUCCAGUGCCGCAACUGUCAAUUCCAGGAGGUCAUCCCCGUGUUGGGCGGCUUCACCGGUGUAACGCUUCCUAGACAGUGUAAUCGCAAGCGAAUUGAUAACGAUCCUACGCCCAAGUGUCCUCUAGAUCCAUACUUUGUUAUGCACGAAAAGUCACAAUUUGUUGACCAGCAAAUCAUCAAGUUACAAGAAGCACCGGACCAGGUACCAGUUGGAGAACUGCCUCGGCAUGUUCUCAUUUCGGCAGAUAGAUAUCUCACAAAUCGCGUUGUUCCCGGGUCAAGGUGCACGGUCAUGGGCAUCUUCUCCAUCUACCAGAACAAGGCGUCCAAAAACUCAUCCACUACCGGCGCCGUUGCCAUCCGAACGCCGUACCUGAGAGCAGUUGGCAUCCAAACAGACUUGGACCAAACUGCCAAGGGCCACGUUAGCUACAGUGAGGAAGAAGAACAGGAAUUCCUAGAAAUGAGCAGGCGACCGGACCUGUACAAUGUAAUGGCGGACUGCAUUGCGCCCUCCAUUUAUGGAAAUCGAGAUAUCAAGAAGGCGAUUCUCUGUCUACUACUAGGUGGAUCCAAGAAGAUUCUACCCGACGGUAUGAAGCUGAGAGGUGAUAUCAACGUACUACUUCUCGGAGACCCGGGUACCGCAAAGUCACAGCUCCUUAAGUUUGUGGAAAAGGCAGCACCAAUCUCCAUCUACACGUCCGGUAAAGGUUCUUCCGCCGCGGGUCUGACAGCCUCCGUCCAACGGGACCACUCUACAAGGGAGUUCUAUCUAGAAGGCGGUGCCAUGGUUUUGGCUGAUGGUGGUGUGGUUUGUAUCGAUGAGUUUGACAAGAUGAGAGACGACGACCGCGUCGCUAUCCACGAAGCCAUGGAACAGCAAACCAUUUCCAUUGCCAAGGCUGGCAUCACCACCAUUCUUAAUGCCAGGACAUCUGUCCUGGCCGCGGCAAAUCCCAUCUUCGGCCGUUACGAUGACAUGAAGACGCCCGGAGAGAACAUUGACUUCCAAACGACCAUUCUGUCUCGUUUCGAUAUGAUCUUCAUUGUCAAAGAUGAGCACACUCGCGAAAAGGAUGAGAGAAUAGCCAAGCACGUCAUGGGUAUUCACAUGGAUGGUCGUGGUACGGAAGAGGUCGCCGAGUCUGAGAUUCCUGUCGAGAAGAUGCGACGAUACAUUACAUAUUGCAAAACUCGCUGUGCACCCCGUCUGAGCCCCGAAGCCGCGGAAAAGCUCUCGUCACACUUUGUCUCCAUCAGACGUCAAGUCCAUGCCGCCGAGCUGGAAGCAAAUACCCGCUCUUCCAUCCCCAUCACAGUCCGUCAGCUCGAGGCCAUUGUUCGUAUCACCGAAUCCCUCGCCAAACUGACCCUCUCGCCCAUCGCCACGGAAGAACACGUUGACGAAGCCAUCCGCCUGUUCCUCUGCUCUACCAUGGAUGCUGUCAACCAGGGCAGCAACCAAGGUAGUCGCGAGCUGAACGAGGAAGUCAACCGUCUUGAAGUCGAACUCAAGCGUCGAUUACCCAUUGGGUGGAGCACCAGUCUGGCUACGCUAAGGAGAGAAAUGGUUGAGGGGAAGGGAUACAGUGAGCAGGCACUCAACAGGGCUCUCAUGGUGCUGCAGCGGAGGGAUACAAUCAUGUUUCGGAAUUCAGGGGCACAAGUAUAUCGGCACGGAGCGUAA